AUGAGACGUUAUUGCUUGAUAAUAUUAUUAGUUGUAUUUGCUGUGAUUAGUGCUGCAUUGUCAGUUUCUGAGGUCAAAGUUGAUCUCGACAAGAGGGAUCCACCGACACCAUCUACUCCAACGUGUGCUGUUUUAGGUGUUCUUGUCGCUCAGUCAGUAGCAGUUUACAAUAAUUACGGUGUCGGGGCAGUUACGGUGUGGACAACUUAUGCUUUGUUCACAUGGGAUUACGUUGCUGAUCAGUGGAGUUAUAUCUAUAACCAAUGGGAUGACGGUGGAACUGCUUCAAGCGCACUUGCUAAUGCUAGAUUAGUCGUCAAUGAGAACUCGAUUGUCUGGGUUGCAGGAACAGUUGCUGCAACAUCAUACUGGUUGAUAGCCAAGUUGCUGAGCAUGACGAACUCAAAAAAAGAGAUGGAACUAGUGGGAGGCCCACUUAUAAUAUUACUCACGAUGAUAUUCUAUUACACUACACGGAACUCUACUGUUAAUGGAACACUGUUUGCUUGGUAUGAAACUGUAGCAAUCAACAACAAUACAAUAAUUGCCACUAGAUUAACACCAUUACAACCUGACCUACCCAAUACUGCUAAGGGUAAGAGUAAGAGAGGCAAUUUCCUGUAUACCCAAUCGGGUGUUGGAUUUGAGAUCAGUAAUUGGACUGGUGAUACUGCUGUGAUGUCUUCUGAUCAGGUCAAUAGUAUGGCUAGUAAAAUUGCAGCUUACUUGGUCGACUAUAUGAAUAAUAACACCCAAUCAGGAAUGGUCAUGGGUAUCCAAAGCGACUAUUGCGAUUACUGGUUGGGAACUUACUAUUUUUAUGUAGUCGAGACGCUGGAUAGUGGUUAUUAGAUCAAUGUCGACUCUUGUGGAAAUGCUGAAGCGCAAUGCACAGCUGAAUUUAUUUUCGAGCCAGUUGAUUUCUACUAUGACGAAUUUACAUUUGUACACUCUGCGUUUUUUAGAAUUAUUUAGUACGAAUCAUUUAGAUUAUAUCGUAUGAAAAUAUAUUAUCUCAUUAUCAGU
Molecule: messenger RNA, 1026 nt
Organism: Scheffersomyces amazonensis
Lineage: Eukaryota; Fungi; Ascomycota; Pichiomycetes; Serinales; Debaryomycetaceae
Exons: 2
Coding region: 1-852 (283 amino acids)
Source: RefSeq, a predicted model, not a curated record